Messenger RNA from Meloidogyne enterolobii, 435 nucleotides. The record is from the annotation of a GenBank genome assembly. Lineage: Eukaryota; Metazoa; Nematoda; Chromadorea; Rhabditida; Meloidogynidae.
AUGUAUCUUCCAUUAAAUAAAUUCGUUUUGAAUGGAAGAACAACAACCAACAAAAUUUUUUCCUCAAAAUAUUUAUUUUUAUUUAUUUUUACUUUUAUUUUUUGCCUUUAUUUUUUUAUUAAAAUAAUGCCAAAUAAUAACUACCAAAAAUUUGUUAAUAAAAAUUUUAUUAAUUCAAAUUUAAUUGUUGGAAAUUUUGGUGAGGAAUGCAGUGAAGAUGAGGAAAAUAGCAAGGACAAAAAAUGGAGUUUUGACUGUUGUGGAGAGAAAAUGGCGUAUUCAAUAAUUAUCGAAACAAACAACAAAUUAACUCAAUCUCUGGUUUCUGGUAGAAGAUUUGAUUGUAAACAUUUACCCUUAAUUAAUAAAUACAAACUUGCGGAUAAAUACAAAAUUCAACAAAAAAUUACUGUAAAUUUAAUUUUAAAUACGUAA